GUGCAGUUCGAAAAGGAAGAACGUCCGAUUGAGUACCGCCCCGCCUGGCCCUUGUAUCAAGCAAGCUUCCUUAUUGCCCACGAGCGAACAUGUGGAUCUGCUGUUCUGCCAAAGGGGCCACUGUCGCUGCUCACGGAGUCUGCCGUGCUGCACGUGUUGAUCAUGUCCAUCGAUCUAGACAUAUGAACAAGGUCGCUAUACCGUCCGCGACCCAUCCAGCAGACGACGCUGUGCCGUGUCUGUCCAUUGUUCCGCGCCCUCGUGACCGAGCCACUGGCGGCUCCUCAGCGCUGCAGAUCACCACGUUAUCACCACGUUGUGAUCAAAGCCUGCCGCCACGGCCCUGCCAGUUUUCGACCAUACGGGGCGGCUGACGCCUUUGCCGGAACUUCAAACGGCCAUCAGCAUCCUGCAGACACUGGGCACAUUAAGCAUACAGACCUUCUGAAACCUUACCCGCCGCCCCCAGGCACGCUAUACAACUCUACACCACGGCCACUCGGUACUCGACGAAGUCUAUCUCUUGCUUGUGAACAUUGCCACUGCGUCCCGGACAGGGACGACUAAACCUCGUCAUGGACGGCCAUGGUCAUUACCCACCGCACAUGUACUACCCUCAUGGCUUCCCUCCGACACCCAACAUACCAGCGGAUGCAUAUCAACAGACGCCAAGACUCCACCAGGUGCAGAACAUGUCGAUGGAAAGCAUAGGCUCGUACUCCGAUUUCGAAGACGCUGGGAGAACGAUGCUUCCCCCACAGGCGCCUGCGCGGUCACGGCGGCGUCAGCCACAGGGAGCGGAGCAUGUCAAGCACAGGCGGACCAGGAGCGGGUGCUACACCUGCAGACAGCGGAGAGUGAAGGGUGUCGAAAGGGCAAGCGCGAAUGUACUUACCCGGGUGACGCAGUUAGCGCACCUUCCACCGCAAGGUCAAAAGGCAGCCGACGGAAAGGGUCCCCCAACGGCUCCAGCCCAUCAGGUAGCGAUUUCGACGGCGAUGAACACGAACCUCUGUCGGCCAUCCCAGAUGUGGACGAGGACGAUCUCAACCAUGACGACUCGUCGUCGGAGCGCAAACCGUCAGAUACACCCAGCACGCGACCGGAGCAGAACACAUCCCCAGCAGCAGACGCCAGCGUCCACGGCGCACGGCCGCACGCGCCCCGGACGUCUUCGCGACAGUCAAUCAGGAGCAGCAGCAUCUCGCAGAAUGCACGGUGGAAUGCGCUACCCAAGGAUGUGAAGUACUACCUUCAGUUCCACCAGCAACACAUGACGCACCACCACUAUGCUUUCAAAUACGACGGGGGAGACUUCCUGAAGACCACCUUCCUGGAGAUUGCUAUGAACGACGGAAGCGCAGCCCUGCUCUAUGCCAUCGUGGCAUUCGCAGCCUAUCACCACGCCGUUGCGCAAAACGACAGCGACAUUUCGGCGUUCCUGUCCUAUUACAACAAGUCCAUAGCGUUCCUGCAGCAAUCGCUCAAGAAGCAAAGGCACAGCAUUGCAACCUUGCUGACGAUCCUUCAGCUCGCGACGAUCGAGGAGUUCUUAGGAGACUGGGUCAACCUACUCGGUCACCAGAAGGCAGCUUAUCAGAUUCUCACCGAUCUCUUCACCCCUCAAACGAUCUUACAGGACGAGACACGACGCAAAAUCAUCACCUGGUAUAUUCGCUUCGACCUCUUCGCAGGGAUGCUCUCCGGUGGAGAGACCAUCCUCGACCGUCAAUGGUUCGCUGCUUCUGCAGACUUCUACAAACGACAGACGAGGGACAAACCGAAAGAUCUCGGCGCUCGAUUCGAAUCGUACUUUGCAACGACGCGGCUUCUGGCAACGGACGUGACGAUCCUUUUCGCUGGCAAGGCGAAGGGCACCAUAAGCGACGAAGCUUUUGUCGCAGGAAUUGAAACACUGUCCAAGGAGUUUGCAGAGUUUGGGCAUACAAUCGAGACCGCGUUCACCGAUCCUUCAUGUUUUGUCACUGCCUUCCCAGAAGCUCUGCCACCUGGGGAAGAAGAUCUUUUUGGCUUCCGAGAUCCACGGUUCCUAUACGCCGGAGAGCUGGCAACCAUGAACUUUGUUCUCAUAGACCACCUGGCCAUCGACCUCAUGUUGAAAUACCAGUUGGGCAUGGCCAUGGGACAAUCGCCCUCCCCUGAGCUGACACAGAUUGCGAUGAGGAAGUGCAAGUUGUUCGAUGCGAUUCAAUACAAUCAGGAGGGCGGACAAAACGCGAUCCUGGGGUGUCAAGCAAGCCUCGGUAUCAUGAGUCUCUUUCUGCCCAAGGACGAGCGACACACAAGAUGGUGUCAGAGAAAGUUUGCACGCAUUGAGCAGCUCGGAUACAUCUACCCUGAGACCUUUCGCAAACGUAUGAGCGACACAUGGUCCGAGGACGUGUCGCAUUGGUGGCUGCCCAACGACGAGGGGUAUCCAGCUACUAUCCGCACCAUUCGCGAAUUCGUCGAGUAUCGAGCGACACGGCCGACAGAUGCCUGGGCUACAGGGAUAAGCAAUAUGAGUGGUAUAUUUCGCACAAUGAAUCUGGACGAGCAUGGGUUUUCUGACGACCUUAAGAGCUUGGGAAAUGGUUCCGUAGACGGGAGUCUUAGCCCGGCCAUUCAAGAUCCGACAACAAGUCCUCCAUGACCAUGAAGAGCAUCCACCAACUUCACUUCCGCCAGCUGCAGAGGCUAGGUUCAAUUGUGAUACCAAAGCAGUGCUGUGCUCAAGAGCUGUCUCCGCUCUCUGCUGCAUGCGACGAGGACCCGCGGUGCCUGAUCGCGUGACCGGCUGCAUCGCUUCCUUUCAAGACAGAGACAGGACCUUGGAAUCCCCACCUGGACAGAGAGACAAGCACCGUCCAGUCAUCGAAGACGAUAAACACUCUGCAGCGCAUGAGACCUUAAACAUCUCGUACAUCUCGGGACUUGCCUUGCCCCCCGCUCGACCAUCUGCCACGGUCGCCAACAUGGCGGCACUGCUUGGCGAUGCGCGCAAUUGACGGCAUUGAUACUCCAUGCACUGUGGGGCCAAUGUGCUGCGCUAUCAAAUCACACGUCUGGAGGCCGAAUCCGAAUACAUGCUUGUCAGCUGGAUGCGCCGUUCUGCAAGUUCACCGCCUCGCCGUUGUGGCCAUACAAUAGAAUUGGAGGUUCGACCAUACGGAAAAACCGGUCAAAUACAUCCACUCGCGACGGACAGGGGCCAUGAGUUGUGGUGCAUCUCUCGUACAGCGGCCAGCGGGAGGCAAGCCGGUGUCAGCCCAGCAUGGGGGAAGAGCAGAAGGAAAGACAGUUCUUCUGCAGUCCUAUUAUUAACGAUAUGGCCUGCCCUUUGCCCAUGCCCGAGCAGCGCAUGAUGAGUAAGUGCCAAUUGCGCAGGAGCGAGGCCUGGGCCAUUGUGACCGGGUUGUUGGAGCUACGCACAACAAGCCUGUACCCAGACCUGCAGCCGUGAAGAUUUGAAAUAGAGGAAACCUCACAGACAAGCGCCACUCGCACUGGAGAUCCUGGCCUCGUGCGAGAGCAAAGGAUCUGGACCUCCGGCCUUGCAUAUCUUGUGCAGAAGCAACACCGGCAGAACAUCAGUCCGUUCGGUUCAGGACUCUCCUCUCUGCUGUGGAUACCUGUGCAAUGGACAUGUUCUGAGCACUCGGAACCAGAUGCAGCUUGCCGCUUCGUGGCGCUCUGUACGACAGUCAGCUGUUUCAGGAAUGACGCCAAUGACGCCCCUUUCCAGAACGGAAUGUCUCAACAUCCAGGACGUGAAAUCGUGAUGCAAUGUGUCCAUCGGACUUUGAGACAGUGCUUGAUACUGCCUUGCAGUGUCCUGCCUCGAGGCCUCACCUGGCUCCAACGACGAAUUGGUAUAUCUGCUGUCAUGCACAGAACCUCUGUCAGUCAUCUAUGGAGUCAUGUCGCUGCUGAUGCAUCUAAGCAUGGGAGGACGAACUCGCCGCAAACACUCCCGUAUGUUGGGAGACAGGAAAGCCGAUGAGAUUGUCCAAAAACGCGGUUCAAUCGAAAACCGACUCGAUCCAACAAGAAGUAAUCAUAGAGCCGCAAGGCAUCCUUUCGAAAUACCCCGUAGCUCGAUGUCACAAGUCAAAAAGCUGCUUCGCGGCCUGUAUACAUAUCACAAGAAUUUGUAAAUACAAAGCUACGCUAUUUGGAGAAGACGCCCAAUGGCAUCAGACAACGUGUCAAGCGCUUCAAGCUAGAGAAGAUAGCUGCAUAGAAACUACGGCUUUGGCCGAGCACGCCGACAUCCCUGCCGCUUUCACGUUG
This is a messenger RNA of Cercospora beticola, 4293 nucleotides long. NCBI's taxonomy places the organism in Eukaryota, Fungi, Ascomycota, Dothideomycetes, Mycosphaerellales, Mycosphaerellaceae. The record is from RefSeq and is a predicted model, not a curated record.